AGGUAAAAAUACCCUAACGCCUCUGGUUGACAGUAUUGGCAGCUUCAGCAAAAAGCACAAUUUUAAAUAAUAAAAUAAUCAAAUGACAAAAUGCUUUCAAAUCUUGUGGUGACCAAUCAAAAAGUGGUCCUCAUAAUAGAUGAGCUAAAUCGGGAGCGCAUUGCCCCCAAGUUCAUCGGCAGCUUGCUUCACGAACAGGGACAGGGGACAGAUACAAUCAAGGCCUUGCCCACCGGCGUCAGUCUGAAGCACGUGGCCACCUUCGAAUCGCUGAUCGACGAGUGCGCCAACCAUAACAACAACAACACCCCUGCCGGAGAAGUGGGCGACGUGGAUGCGGUUACUCCGGGAUCGAAAUCUACCGGCUUCAACGUCAUCCUGCCCACCUUGGCUGACCUGCUGUGCUAUCAGUCGCCCGCUUUUAUUUUUGGCUUCCUUAACCGCCUACGUCGCUCGGAGCAUGUGCGUCGAGUGUUCCUCUGGGCUUCCCCGCACCAUCUGCAGCAUCCUCAUGCUGCCUACAUUCUGGCUGGCUGCGAAUACUUGGCCAAGUUGGUGCUCCGCUUGGAAACAGACAAGCUACUGUCCAUAAUAUCACGCAAGCCGGGCGGAGGAGUUACAAACAGACGCUUCUCAUGCCAGGUCAGCAAAACCCAGUUCCUGGUGACGCCGGUGGACGGAGGACUCCCGGCAGGUGUCUCUCCCAAGCAGCCCUCGCCAGAGGCAGAGCAAACCCCAGAACCGGCCAGCAGCACCUUUAAGAUCGAGCUCGACGAGGAUGAAGUGGUUGCUCGCAAUGCACUUACCCUGCCAUACGAACGCACAAGCGAGCCGUCCGAGGGAAACAUUAUAUACACGCCCGAUGCCGACGACGACUUUGAUGAGGAGGAUCCUGACGAGGAUCUGUGCAUCUAGGCUACCCGCCACCAGCGAACGGCAGUACAAAUAGCCUUGGCUUUAAGUCUACUUAAGUCUAACCUACUAAAUACAUAAAAUACCUGGAAUUCCGGCCCCAAAGUUCAGCCAAGGGGUGUGUUCAACCUCGAAAGAGAAGCAGAAUGAAUCUUUGAACGACCAUUUUUAGUACAUGUAGAAUUGCUCAUUUAUUUUGGAUAACUUGAUAUGUGAAUCAAAAAAUCGAAGAAACUUUGUGAAUACAACUGAUUCAAUUGUUA
Drosophila eugracilis is the source of this 1175-nucleotide messenger RNA. RefSeq names its product elongator complex protein 5 (gene Elp5). The record is from RefSeq and is a predicted model, not a curated record. The transcript has 3 exons. Gene Ontology annotation, molecular function: tRNA binding. Gene Ontology annotation, biological process: tRNA wobble uridine modification. Lineage: Eukaryota; Metazoa; Arthropoda; Insecta; Diptera; Drosophilidae. Bases 91 to 915 code for a protein of 274 amino acids. Gene Ontology annotation, cellular component: elongator holoenzyme complex; nucleus; cytosol.